Brugia malayi is the source of this 1050-nucleotide messenger RNA. RefSeq names its product Lin1-like protein, putative (gene Bma-teg-1). The coding region runs from base 1 to 1050 and encodes 349 amino acids. Gene Ontology annotation, cellular component: U5 snRNP. The transcript has 6 exons. Lineage: Eukaryota; Metazoa; Nematoda; Chromadorea; Rhabditida; Onchocercidae. The record is from RefSeq and is a predicted model, not a curated record.
AUGGCAAAAUCUAAGGUGCGUUUCUCAGAAGUAGACGAACUAACUGAUGAAGGAGCGUUGCUGCAUAGCCGUGAGAAAUAUGCUCGUUAUCAGGAAGACGAAGAGGAACAGAGGAAAAAUUCGGAUGAGGAGGAAAACGAAGAUGAUAUAAGAAAAGUUUACCAAUCGAAACAUACUCUGGAUAGUGAUGAGGAGGAAGAAGUGAAAUAUAAAAAAUUGGAUGUGGACAAAAUUGACGGACAAGAAGAAGCGGGUUUGGAAUAUGAAGGUAACACGAAAAUUAUGGCUUUCAAUAUGAAGGAAGACUUAGAAGAGGGACAUUUUGAUUCUGAUGGAAAUUUCAUUUUUGAUAAAAAGGAAACCGAAAUAAAGGAUGCUUGGCUGGAUAAUAUCGACUGGGCAAACGUAAAAGCAGAGGCAGGUGAUCAAUGGCAUCAGAAAAAUGAAGAAGACAACUCAACAACAAAAAUUCUUGGUAAUAGUGAACUUAAACAUAUAUACACAAAAAUUGCUUCGAUGUUAAAAUCGAAUGAGACAAUUGAACGAGCACUAGCUAGGUUUGGGAAGGAAAAAGGUUUAAGCGCAGCAGAAGAGCGAAGGAAGAGAUGGGCAGCAAAGAAAGCUGGUAAGGAAUACGUUAACGAAAAGAAUUUUGCAGUGAAGGAGUUGACAGGUUUAACUGAUACCUUAGUAUCAAACGGUGAAAUGGAAGCUUAUCAAUAUACCCUUGAGAAAGUUCAAUUUAUGAUCCAAGAGUUAGAAAGUAAAGCCGUUGAUGUCUUGGAUAUGUUUUCGAAUGAAGCACCAACUUGCUCUAAUAGAGGAGAAAGCAAGAAAACCGAUGGAACUGCAAAGCCUACUAAUAAUGCCGUCGUGUGGGAAUAUAAAUUAUCAAAUGACGAUGGUGCGGAAAUUAUUGGUCCAGUAUCCAGUGAAGAAAUGAUGAAAUUACAAGGGGAGGGCAAAUUUGAGAAUGGUGGUUGGGCUCGUAAAAAAGGCAUGCAAACUUUUUACACCAUUGCAAGGCUUGAUUUUGAAAUAUAUAUUUGA